Molecule: messenger RNA, 3187 nt
Organism: Myotis myotis
Lineage: Eukaryota; Metazoa; Chordata; Mammalia; Chiroptera; Vespertilionidae
Gene: ARHGAP10
Product: Rho GTPase activating protein 10
Exons: 22
Coding region: 290-2560 (756 amino acids)
Biological process (GO): signal transduction
Cellular component (GO): cytoplasm
Molecular function (GO): protein binding; GTPase activator activity
Source: RefSeq, a predicted model, not a curated record
CCUCGGGGAGGGUGUUCGGCGCGGGGGCCGCGCGGGGCGGGGCCGCGGGCACUUGAGCUUCGGCGGGGCCGCGGGGAGUGGGGCGCCCAGUCGUCCUUGCGUCCAGGCUUGGCUCCGAGGGACAUGUCCGCGCCGUGCUCGCAACGCGCCCCAGGCUGCUAGCUUCUCCGGGACUUCCUGCCCGCGCGGCCCCGCACCUGGCCGCGGCCCCAGGCCGGGCUCGGGCUGUAGCGCGCCGCGGGCGGGCGGGUGGCUCGUUGGCCGGCGGUUCGCGCGGACCGCUGCAGUCAUGGGGCUGCAGCCCCUGGAAUUCAGCGACUGCUACCUCGACAGUCCGUGGUUCCGGGAGAGGAUCCGCGCCCACGAAGUGGAGCUCGAGAGGACCAACAAGUUCAUCAAAGAGCUCAUCAAGGACGGGAAGAACCUCAUCGCGGCGACCAAAAGUCUUUCAGCAGCCCAGCGGAAGUUUGCUCACUCGCUCAGAGACUUUAAGUUUGAGUUUAUUGGUGAUGCGGAGACCGAUGAUGAACGCUGCAUAGAUGCUUCCUUGCGUGAAUUUUCUAACUUUUUGAAGAACCUGGAAGAGCAGAGGGAAAUCAUGGAAGAAAAAAAGAAGUUUGACAAAGAGACAGAGAAGAACUAUACCCUAAUUGAUAAACAUUUGAAUUUAUCAGCAAAAAAGAAAGACUCACAUUUACAAGAGGCAGACGUCCAAGUGGAGCAAAACCGGCAGCACUUUUACGAACUGUCUCUCGAAUAUGUAUGUAAGCUGCAGGAAAUCCAAGAAAGAAAGAAGUUUGAAUUCGUGGAACCUAUGCUGUCAUUUUUUCAGGGAAUGUUUACUUUCUAUCAUCAGGGCCAUGAACUUGCCAAAGACUUCAAUCACUACAAAAUGGAACUACAGAUCAACAUUCAGAAUACUCGGAAUCGUUUUGAAGGAACGAGGUCGGAAGUGGAAGAGCUUAUGAACAAAAUCCGACAGAAUCCCAAGGACCACAAGCGAGCCAGCCAGUUCACGGCCGAAGGCUACCUGUAUGUGCAGGAGAAAAGGCCUGCCCCAUUCGGGUCCAGCUGGGUCAAACACUACUGCAUGUAUCGGAAGGCGGCCAAGAAGUUCAACAUGAUCCCAUUUGAGCACAGAUCUGGUGGGAAACUUGGGGAUGGAGAGGUGUUCUUUUUGAGAGAAUGUACCAAGAGGCACACAGACUCCAUAGACAGAAGAUUCUGUUUUGAUGUAGAAGUUGCUGACAGGCCCGGCGUUGCCCUGACCAUGCAGGCGUUUUCAGAAGAGGAGAGGAAGCAGUGGCUGGAAGCUCUGGGUGGAAAAGAAGCUCUGCUCCAUACUUUUAAUAGAGCCAUCGUCCCAAGACCAGAAGGAAGUGCACAGUUGGAUAAGAUGGGAUUCACAAUUCUCAGAAAGUGCAUCAGUGCAGUUGAAACACGAGGUAUAAAUGACCAAGGAUUGUACAGAGUUGUGGGGGUGAGUUCAAAGGUCCAGAGACUUCUCAGUAUGUUAAUGGAUGUAAAAACCUGCAAUGAUUUGGACCUGGAGAAUUCCAGUGAUUGGGAAGUGAAGACAAUAACGAGUGCCCUGAAGCAGUAUUUGAGGAGUCUUCCGGAGCCUCUUAUGACCUAUGAGUUACAUGGGGAUUUCAUUGUUCCAGCCAAAAGUGGGAGUCCAGAAUCUCGUGUGAAUGCUAUCCAUUUCUUGGUGCAUAAACUUCCAGAGAAGAAUAAAGAGAUGUUGGACAUUUUGGUGAAACACUUAACAAAUGUUUCAAACCACUCCAAGCAGAACCUGAUGACCGUGGCAAAUUUGGGAGUGGUGUUUGGACCAACUCUGAUGAGGCCACAGGAAGAAACUGUUGCUGCCAUCAUGGACUUGAAGUUCCAGAACAUUGUUGUGGAAAUCUUAAUUGAAAACCAUGAAAAGAUUUUUCGGACGCUGCCUGAUGCCACACCCCCUGAGUCAGUCUCCCAGUCACCCCCAAAUGCUCCACCAAGACAAUCGAAGAGACAAGGCCAGAGGACCAAGAGACCUGUGGCUGUGUAUAAUCUCUGUCUUCAGCUGGAAGAUGGUGACAGCCCCAACCCUUCGAAGGAGGACACCCCCACCAGCAGUCUGGACUCACUUUCCUCCCCAUCUCCCACGACUGCCACUGUCCAGGGGCUUCCUGGACCAGACAAAAACCACCUUGUCACUGACGGAGACUGGGCAUCCGCGGCCUCAAGCCAGACCCGACCACCGAUGGUCCAGUGGCUUAACCCGCAGUCUCCGACCACACUGAGCUGCAACCGAGCUGUUACCCCUCCUUCACCCAAGUUGUCACCUUUCCUUUCCUGUCCUCCUGCCACCCCAGCGGACAAGCCACCUGAAAGCGUCACCAGUCGGAAGGCUCGAGCGGUGUAUCCGUGUGAAGCAGAACACAGCUCCGAGUUAUCGUUCGAAAUAGGAGCAAUUUUUGAGGAUGUACAAACCUCGAGGGAACCUGGCUGGCUAGAAGGGACUCUGAAUGGCAAGAGGGGGCUGAUUCCACAGAAUUACGUCAAGCUGCUCUAGCGCCCGUCCUGUGAGGGCCCCACGGACCCCGGCACCCAAGGCCCUGCCUGGGGCAGCGAAGCCACAGCCACCGGACACACGGGAAUUCCAGAUCACGACGGGCACUCCGGGGGUGUGGAGGGGGACACACUGCUAGAGGUGGGGAGAGGGACACACCGCAGAGAACUGUGUAGGUCUGUGGAGCAGGAGAACAGUGUCGGGAUGGACUUUUCACUUGUCAAGCCUCAGACAUGUGAUUGUUAAUUAUCCAGAGAGCAGGAGGGAGGGUGGCGGCCACCUGCCAGCCCCACCUCCCCCACUGGCCACCACCCCGCCAGACACCUCCCCACCCUGCUGCUGAGGUUUUAUAGGGAACUGUCCUCAUGGUGGUGUUUGCAAGAGGCCUCCUGGCUCCGGUGGGCGUGUGGAGGCGCUGCUGCCGGGGGUCAGGGCAGUGACUUGUUCUAAACCCAGCGGGCAGGUGCUCCUCCCUGGACGGGCCCCUUGGACCCGACACUCAUGCUACGCUGAGAGCACCCGCGUAUUUAUAACAGGCUUCUCCUUGGUGGUGCUCACCCGUGUGCUGUUUCCCCGACACCACCCUUUUGCUCCAAGGCCUCUGUAAAUGAAAUAAAAUGUAAUUUCCUA